Messenger RNA from Naegleria lovaniensis, 2604 nucleotides. RefSeq lists its product as uncharacterized. The transcript has 2 exons. Lineage: Eukaryota; Heterolobosea; Eutetramitea; Acrasida; Naegleriidae. The coding region runs from base 1 to 2604 and encodes 867 amino acids. The record is from RefSeq and is a predicted model, not a curated record.
AUGGGUAAAACUUUAGAGAUUCAAGAACACCUUCCUGCACUUCAUUCUUUACAUACCUAUCAAUACGAAGGCGAUCAAUAUUAUUCUGCCGAUGAAAUUGUUGGAUCGUUCUUUAAAAAGGAGAAAAAUCAAAAAAUCUGCAAUAUUAUCGAAAGAAGCUAUGGCAAACACAUCACGAUCAAUAAUUGCCAACAGCAAGAGAUUGGGUUUCCAAAGGUAAAAAAGUCCGCAAUUUUGUUAAGCUUGGCAGCCGUUAUUGGAACUCUGUUAAAGUUGUCGAAGAAAGAUCAUCAUGAUUUAUUAAUUCAACACCUGUUCCAAACGCAUCCCAAUCACAACAGUGAUCACUAUGAUACACGUAUGGAUGACGAUGAAUUAUUUGAUAAUUCAAUGGAAGAAAUUUUCAAUCAGCCUCAAGUCGAGGACCAAGAUGAAGCUUUCAAUCAAUUGGUUGCUGAUGCUGCAUCCUAUUUUGUUGACGAGAACUCUAAUGAAAAUGAUGAUGAUAUUUAUGAAAAUAAUAUUAUAGUAGAAGCUUCUGAUAUAAUUAAUGAUGCAAGUCAGCAACAUGAACUUAAUACAACCUCACAAGAUUACUCUCAAACAGUAGAUAGCAUGGAAAAAGCAAACACUAAUCCUAACCUUUCUCAACAGUGGAACGAUCAAUGGAACGCUUCUCAAAAUUGUAUACAAUAUUCUGGGCUUAAGUAUGUCGAACCAUUCAUUUUGGCAGACCAGACUUGUGAGACAUAUUUGUCCCAAUUUGCACUUUGGAACUAUUUCAAGCCUCAACAGCAAUCACAGCCUCAACAAUUCCCAACACAACCAGUUUGCUCUCAACAAUAUAAUAUUGAACAAUGGAAAAAUUGUUAUACAACUGAUACCGCUUUACAAUCCAAUACAUGUGACUCAUUCAACCAUUCUCAAGCACAAUCUGAUAAUGAUCAACAAGUAGAAUUGAAAUAUUGGGAAUGUGCUUGUUGUAAACACCAAAAAGUCCAAGCAUGUCCUCACAAAUACCCUGGUAUUCAAUCAAAUCAAGACAAUUACAACCGUGGAGCGAAAGAUCGAGCAAAAGAAAUAGUGUCUAUAUUUGAGAAAAUGUUAGUUGAGAAAACUUUCAAAUUACGAUGUCCAAGUUCAAACUACAUUGGAUAUAUUAUAGACUUAGAUCAAGCCAUAUUUUAUAUUCUGAAGCUAUGUAUGUCAUUAGGGAAAAAAUUACCCAAGAAAAUAUUUUUUAAAAUUGGGGUAGAUGGUAGAGAAAUUAAUGGAGUUAAACAAGUUGCAGUUGCAUUGGUUCCACUCAAUUUAAGAGAUGUAUUUCCAUCGCAGGCUGUUUAUUCUGUGUUUUAUAUUGGGUUAUUUCAGAUGAAGGAAACAAAAGAAAGUAUCAAAGAAACAAUUGGAACGCUUCACGAUGAGAUUGAGCGUGUUUUGCAAAAACAAUAUUUUGGGAAGCAUCAAGUUUGCCUUUUUUAUGUUUCAGACAUGCAUAAUGUAGGCAUGACGUUCUCAUUUGAUUUAUGUCCCUAUUGUAUGGCUCAAACUAUUGUAGAUUUUGCAUCAACUCCACGCGACUCUCUUGACGGCCAGUUACCUUUUUCUCCAUCACAAACAAUACUAUGUGCUCUUCAUAUCAAACAGAGGCUAGUAGAAAAUGUUAUUGGUUAUAUGGCAUCAACAACUUACAAAUAUGAGAUUCAGAAAAAUAUACAAACAUUACAUGGAUUGGAAACAUUUAAUUGGAAAGAGUUCCACGAACGAGUAUCGAAUUAUGGAAUUUCUCAAACCUCAGCACGAUCAUCAACCAAGUCAUGUAUGCUGUCGGGAGAUCAUUGUAACACUAUUUUACAAAAUAUUGAGAAAGUUGUUGAUAAUAUUGAACCAAGCACCAAACAAAAAUAUUUACAAAUUCUGAAAUUGUUGCGAAAUAUUAUCAUUAUUAUUGAAAUGCAUCAAGAUAACGAAAAUAAUGACAAUGUAUUGACAGCAAAUAAGAUUGUGGAAUUGGACAAACUGAUAAUGCAAUUCUUAGUUGCGUGUUUUUCAAUAUGGACUCAAGGAAUUAAAGCUCAUUAUUUCCAUUUUAUAAUUCAUGUACCCUCAAUAAUGAGCUCUCUUUUCAAAGAAAAAUUAUCACUCUCGAUUUUGAGUAAUCAGGGAUUCGAACGGUCUCAUUUAUUUCACCAUGCAGUGUUUAAUCGAAUUAUUAACAAUGGAGGAGAUCGUACUCAAAUACACCCAACCAAACAAUUGCUAUUGUGGCAAUGGAGAAAGGUAUUAGUCGCAAUUGACUUGAAGGAAAAAACAGGAGAAACAUAUUGGCAUGAAAAACGUUUAAAAAAGCUUUAUUCUUGGGAUGCAAGUCAUGUCAAACCACAAAAGGAAUUGUAUCAAUGGUAUGAUGCUUCUUUAGUGGACCCAACCAUAAUUACGGAUCGUGAUAAUUUGAACAUGAUGAUUCAAAAGAUCCAAGAAAAUGACAAGGAGAACAGGAAGAAGCAAACUUCCAAAAAUACAGACACCAAUGCCUUCGCUGGGAGAGUAACUGCAACAAUGUCACACAAGAAACGGAAAGGAUGUCCUAGCAAUGAUGAAUGA